This is a messenger RNA of Rhincodon typus (whale shark), 1368 nucleotides long. RefSeq names its product pancreas associated transcription factor 1a (gene ptf1a). The transcript has 2 exons. Lineage: Eukaryota; Metazoa; Chordata; Chondrichthyes; Orectolobiformes; Rhincodontidae. Bases 29 to 835 code for a protein of 268 amino acids. Gene Ontology annotation, biological process: regulation of transcription by RNA polymerase II; developmental process. The record is from RefSeq and is a predicted model, not a curated record. Gene Ontology annotation, molecular function: RNA polymerase II transcription regulatory region sequence-specific DNA binding; protein dimerization activity; DNA-binding transcription factor activity, RNA polymerase II-specific.
CUCCCGGCUUCGGUUACCGGGCAACACCAUGGAGACCGUGCUCGAGCAGCUCACCGGCCUCGACACCUUCGCGGCCGCCACCUACUUCGAUGAUGAAGAUUUGUUCGCGGAGCAGCCAUCCCGGGAUCACCUGGACACGGACGGGUUCCUGGAGCACGACGUGGACUUUCUCAGCAGCCAGAUUAGCGACUACUACACGGAGAGCCGGGACGCUGCUGAUCCCGAGCACUGUGACUCGGGCAUCCUCUCCUUCACGUCGUCCUCGUCACCCUUUUCCUUCCACUGCACCGACAGCACUUCCGAGGUGUCCCCCCAGCUAAAAGGGAUCGAGGGCGUUGCGAAAAGGCGCAGGAGGAUCCGCUCAGAAGUUGAAAUGCAGCACCUUCGGCAGGCUGCAAACGUCCGGGAGCGCAGACGCAUGCAAUCUAUUAACGAUGCAUUUGAAGGUCUCCGUACUCACAUACCAACGCUACCUUACGAGAAACGACUUUCAAAAGUUGAUACCCUCCGAUUGGCAAUCGGUUACAUCAACUUCUUAACAGAACUUGUUCAAUCCGAUAUGCCCUUAAGGAAUCCAAAUAGCGAUUCUGCAAUUCAACCUAAAAAAGUUAUUAUCUGUCAUAGAGGUGCAAGAUCGCCAUCUCCAAAUGAUCCAGACUAUGGCCUGCCUCCUCUAGCAGGGCACUCCUUGUCGUGGACCGAUGAGAAACAGCUUAAAGAACAAAACAUCAUCAGGACAGCAAAAGUUUGGACUCCUGAAGAUCCCAGAAAAUCUAAUAGCAAAUCAUGUGUAAAUAACAUUGAGAACGAACCACCUUUUGACUUUGUCUCAUAAAAAUUGAAAUGCUGUAGUUCGCAAUUCAGUGCAGGGAUUUAUAUAAUCAUGUUUAUUUAAUGAAAAUUAAUAUAUUAUCAAACUUAAUUGUUGAUAUCAGAUCAAGAAUGUAAUGCUGUGUAAACAGGAACAUUAAUUUAUAUAUUUAUUAUUCUAAAUAGUCAUAUGUAAAAUAUUAUGGAAUGCUUAAUUUAUCAAAACGUGCUAAUCAAUUUUCUAAUGUUAAUUUCUUCAACAAUGUUUAACCUAAUAGUACGUUGUUACCUAAGGUUUCCUAGCGAAUAUUUUUCUAUAUAUACCAAUUAAUUUAUUGUAAUAUAUAUCUUAUUCCUAAUUCGUGGAAAAUAAAUUCGUGAAUACAAUACACACUUUUUAAAAUUUGUUAUUUUGUUAUUUGAGGAAUUGUGCAAUAACAUCGAUUCGGGUCAAUAUCGUAAGGAUAAAAUAUCUUCAACUCAUGAUGUAGUUCAAUGUAUAAGCCUAUAUAGCCUGUAUUACAUUUAUCUGCAAUUAAAGUGAAAUUCAUUAAUUGA